AUGCCCAGCGUCGGAACCUACGUGAAAGCCAUCACAGCCGGAGCAGCCCUCUGCAUAGGCGGCCCGGCACUCGUCUGGUACGUGACACCGACUGAAGAGGAAAUCUUCAAGAAGUACAAUCCGGAUCUACAGAAGAGGGCUCUGGCGACGAGGGAGCAGCGACAGCAGGACUUUGAUGCCUUUGUGUGCCAGUUGAAGGAGGCUAGUAAGUCGGAUAAGCCGAUCUGGGUUGUGCAGAAGGAAAUGGAGAAAAAGCGGGCAGAAGAGAAUGCCCAGCGUUUGAGGGAUGAACGGGAUGCUCUAGCCGCCGAAGCAGAGAGAAGGCGAGCAGAGAUCAGAUCGAGCGCCAAGUAA
Messenger RNA from Trematosphaeria pertusa, 354 nucleotides. RefSeq names its product CBP4-domain-containing protein. Gene Ontology annotation, cellular component: mitochondrial membrane. Bases 1 to 354 code for a protein of 117 amino acids. The record is from RefSeq and is a predicted model, not a curated record. The transcript has 4 exons. Lineage: Eukaryota; Fungi; Ascomycota; Dothideomycetes; Pleosporales; Trematosphaeriaceae. Gene Ontology annotation, biological process: mitochondrial respiratory chain complex III assembly.